Messenger RNA from Dama dama (fallow deer), 2288 nucleotides. RefSeq names its product high affinity cAMP-specific and IBMX-insensitive 3',5'-cyclic phosphodiesterase 8A-like. Gene Ontology annotation, molecular function: 3',5'-cyclic-AMP phosphodiesterase activity. Gene Ontology annotation, biological process: positive regulation of ERK1 and ERK2 cascade; signal transduction; cellular response to epidermal growth factor stimulus. The record is from RefSeq and is a predicted model, not a curated record. NCBI's taxonomy places the organism in Eukaryota, Metazoa, Chordata, Mammalia, Artiodactyla, Cervidae. Bases 22 to 1929 code for a protein of 635 amino acids. The transcript has 3 exons.
UAUAUAGAAAACCCCAGCCCCAUGGCCUGUUACAAUGAACUGCUCCAGCUGGAGUUUGGAGACGUGCGCUCACAGCUGAAACUCAGGGCUUGUAACUCAAUGUUUGCUGCAUUAGAGAAAAGUCAAGAAGCAAUUGAAAUUACAAGUGAAGACCACAUUAUCCAGUAUGCAAAUCCAGCGUUCGAAACAACAAUGGGCUAUCAGUCAGGCGAGUUAAUAGGGAAGGAGAUAGCAGAAGUGCCUAUAAAUGAAAAAAAGGCUGAUUUGCUCGAUACUAUAAAUUCAUGCAAGGAAUGGCAAGGAAUUUACUCUGUCAGGAAGAAAAAUGGAGAUAACGUACAACAAAAUGUGAAGAUAAUACCUGUCAUUGGACAGGGAGGAAAAAUUAGACACUAUGUGUCCAUUAUCAGAGUGUGCAAUGGCAACAAUAAGGCGGAGAAGAUAGCUGAAAGUGUUCAGACUGACACGCACUCAGAUAAUCAGUCAGGCAAACAUAAAGACAGGAGAAAAAGCUCCCUAGAUGUCAAAACUGUUGCCUCUCGAACAAAUGAAGUUUCCAGCCAGAGACGACACUCUUCCAUGGCCCGGAUUCAUUCCAUGACGAUCGAGGCGCCCAUCACCAAGGUCAUCAAUAUCAUCAAUGCUGCCCAGGAAAGCAGUCCCAUGCCUGUGACAGAAGCCUUAGACCGUGUGCUGGAAAUUCUAAGAACCACUGAAUUAUAUUCACCCCAGUUCGGUGCUAAGGACGAUGAUCCUCACGCCAACGACCUCGUCGGGGGCUUGGUGUCUGAUGGUUUGCGAAGAUUAUCUGGAAAUGAAUAUGUUCUUUCAACAAAAAACCUUCAGCAGGUUCCCAGCAGCAUCAUCGUCCCCGUCUCCCUUCACGAUGUCCCAUCACAGAUAACUCGGGCCAUGGAAAAGGAGGAAUACUGGGACUUCAAUAUUUUUGAACUGGAGGCUGCCACUCAUAAAAGGCCUUUGAUUUACCUUGGUCUCAAAGUGUUCGCUCGCUUCGGAGUCUGUGAAUUCUUAAAAUGCCCCGAGGUGACACUGAGAUCCUGGUUACAGAUGAUUGAAGCCAAUUAUCACGCUUCCAACCCCUACCACAACUCCACACACUCUGCUGAUGUGCUGCAUGCCACUGCCUACUUUCUGUGCAAAGAGAAGAUCAAGCAAACUUUAGACCCACUUGAUGAGGUCGCUGCGCUCAUCGCAGCCACUAUCCACGAUGUGGACCACCCCGGGAGGACCAACUCCUUCCUGUGCAAUGCUGGGAGCGAGCUGGCCAUUCUGUACAACGACAUGGCUGUGCUGGAGCACCACCAUGCGGCCUUGGCCUUCCAGCUGACCACCAGCGAUGAUAAAUGCAACAUCUUUAAAAACAUGGAGAGGAAUGACUACCAGACGCUGCGCCAGGGUAUCAUCGACAUGGUCUUAGCCACAGAAAUGACAAAGCACUUUGAGCACGUCAACAAAUUUGUCAACAUCAUCAACAAGCCCUUGGUAGCAUUAGAAGAAGAAGGGGAAACUGAUAAAGAUCAAGAAGCCAUAAACACCAUGCUCAGGACUCCAGAGAACCGGACUCUGAUCAAACGGAUGCUGAUCAAGUGUGCUGACGUGUCCAACCCCUGCUGGCCCCUGGAGCAGUGCAUCGAGUGUGCCGCAUGCAUCUCAGAAGAGUAUUUCUCUCAGACAGACGAAGAGAAGCAAUGGGACUUGCCUGUGGUGAUGCCAGUUUUUGACAGAAAUACCUGCAGCAUCCCCAAAUCCCAGAUCUCCUUCAUCGACUACUUCAUCACAGACAUGUUUGACGCCUGGGACGCCUUUGUAGACCUGCCCGAGUUAAUGCACCAUCUCGACAACAACUUUAAAUACUGGAAAGGACUGGACGACAUGAAGCUGCGGAGCCUGCGCCCGCCCCUCGAAUAGCGCGGUACCCCGUGGUCACCGGGGACUCCUGAGGGCGGCCAGCGUUCCUUUCAGUAUUAGCCAAUCAGCCCCCUGACGCACAGAGCCUGCGAGAGCACCCAGGGUCACCUUCCUGAACUACCUGAUGCCAUUGCCGUAGAGUGAGGCUUCCUUCACUCACUGCGUCAGCCUGCUACCAGGGCUCCGCAGAGAGUCUCAGAGAACACGGCUUGCAUCAGCAUCCAUCUGUCCAAACCUGAGCUCGGGAGGCCCAGCCAAGGACGCUAACGGAGUUUCUGCCGGUGACAGAGAAUGUCUUGUUGCAGUUGCUCUCGAUUAUGUUCAGCACUUAGGAACAGCUAAUGGCAAUUGGAUCUUUU